AUGAUGUUAGAUUUUCAAGAACAAGUUACUAAAGCUGAAGCAGUGUGGGCUUUGACAGUUGCUCGACGUGGCUAUAGCUUUAAUUCUUGUGAUGAAAUAGGAGAUGUUUUUCGAACUAUGUUUCCUGAUUCAAAGAUUGCGCAACAAUUUAGUAUGCAGUCUAGGAAGGUUUCAUAUGUCUUAUCUCAUGGUUUAGGACCAUACUUUCAUGCAGAACUUAUAAAAUGUUUGAAAAAAACUGAAAAAUUUGUUUUAUGUUUCGAUGAACAGACCAACAACCAAAAUCGUAAACAAUUAGAUUUAUUAGUAAAGUAUUGGUGCUAUAGUGAAGGACUUGUUGUUACUCGAUAUUACAAAUCCAUUUUACUAAGACAUGCAACAGCAUCAGUUUUAAAGAAUGUUUUUAUUGAUUCACUUAAAGCUGAUGGAUUAGAAUUGAAACAAUUACUUAUGUUAGGCCAUGAUAGUCCAUUUAUUAACUUAUCAUUUGAAAAUUUGAUUGAUAAUGAAAUGAAGAAGAUUGGUUGUGGUCUUUUAAAAAUUGGAGGUUGUAAUCUUCAUAUUGCACAUAAUGGCUUUAAAACUGGUCUUACUGUGCUUGCCGUACCAUUUUUAACACCAGCAUUACGACGUCAUGCGCUUCCUUAUGUACCUGCGACCCGAGAGCAGUUAGAUAAUAUAUUCAAUUUAUUAAAACAAUAUUCAACAAAACAACGUCAACAUCUUAUUGAUCUUGGAAGUGGUGAUGGACGAAUUGUAUUUGAAGCAAUUCAACAAGGUUUUCCACGUGCUACUGGUAUUGAAAUCAAUCGUGUACUUGUUUAUUAUGCUCGUUUAAAAGCAUAUUUAUCCAAUCAAGGAAAUAUUUGUAAAUUUAAACGAGCAAAUCUUUGGAAACAUGAUUUAUCAAAAUAUGAUACAAUUGUUUUAUUUGGUGUUGAUACAAUGAUGGAACCAUUAUUAAAAAAAUUAUCAAAAGAAAUAAGUGAUGAAAGUAUUGUUAUAACAUGUCGUUAUCAAUUUCCAAUAAAAUUUGAUCGUACAGUUGGUGAAGAUAUUGAUGCUGUUUGGUUAUAUAAUUCUCAAACAAUUCGUAAACAAAUUUUAAAAACUUAA
Rotaria sp. Silwood1 is the source of this 1116-nucleotide messenger RNA. The record is from the annotation of a GenBank genome assembly. Lineage: Eukaryota; Metazoa; Rotifera; Eurotatoria; Philodinida; Philodinidae.